GGCGACAUGGCCCCAGCGUUGGCAGCCCGAAGCGCAGCGAACCAGGCGCACAACCGCGCCGUCAUCAUGAAGCUCGCGCUCUUCACGGUGCUCAUGUUCCUCGUGCCCAUUGCGACCUACUAUGUCCUGCACGACACACUCCUCGCGGGCUGGGAGAACCGCACCAUGUGGAGCGGCUUUGGGGCCAUUGGCAUGGUCAACGUCGUUAUCUUUGUCUAUAUCCUUGAGGCCUUCCGCGAAGACGCCGCUGCAAGUAGCAAGGAGACGGUGCCCGCUGUCGGCAAGUUCAAGAAGCAGUAGUUGCGCGAUGCAGCUCGUAAGAUGAAGACGAUAUCACGAUUAAUAUCGCAUGUCGACGACGCGGGCGUGCGCCGCAUGGGACCACACGA
Saprolegnia parasitica CBS 223.65 is the source of this 389-nucleotide messenger RNA. RefSeq lists its product as hypothetical. The record is from RefSeq and is a predicted model, not a curated record. Gene Ontology annotation, biological process: vacuolar proton-transporting V-type ATPase complex assembly. Gene Ontology annotation, cellular component: endoplasmic reticulum membrane. The transcript has 4 exons. NCBI's taxonomy places the organism in Eukaryota, Oomycota, Saprolegniomycetes, Saprolegniales, Saprolegniaceae. The coding region runs from base 7 to 300 and encodes 97 amino acids.